Messenger RNA from Sebastes umbrosus (honeycomb rockfish), 1953 nucleotides. It is a transcript of the gene otc, whose product is annotated as ornithine transcarbamylase. NCBI's taxonomy places the organism in Eukaryota, Metazoa, Chordata, Actinopteri, Perciformes, Sebastidae. Gene Ontology annotation, molecular function: amino acid binding; ornithine carbamoyltransferase activity. The coding region runs from base 155 to 1204 and encodes 349 amino acids. The transcript is spliced from 10 exons. Gene Ontology annotation, cellular component: mitochondrion. Gene Ontology annotation, biological process: L-citrulline biosynthetic process. The record is from RefSeq and is a predicted model, not a curated record.
UCACUACAGUGGUAGCCACGCUUCCGGUUGGCUUGUCGGUCUGACUGCAUGUCAACCUGUCAACUGGGACAGGCAGUGAAUGAAAGUUAAUUGAUGUAUAUUAUAAAAUCCGCACAUUAACAUUAGGCUUGUAUUUUAUGUUCCUUGAGCUGCAAUGUCUACUAAACUAUUGAAAUGUUUGAAAACUCUCCAAGACCAUUCAGCAAGAAGGUUUAGCAUUGGAGCUGCUUCCCUUAGUUCAGUGAAUUUAAAGGGUCGCAGCUGUCUGACUCUGAAGGACUUCAGCUCAGAUGAAAUCAAGAGGCUGUUGUGGGUGUCAGGGGAUCUAAAACAUCGGAUCAAGCAUGAAAAAGAGUAUCUUCCUCUUCUGCAAGGAAAGUCGAUUGCUAUGAUAUUUGAGAAGAGGAGCACCAGAACAAGAAUGUCCACAGAAACAGGUUUUGCUUUGCUGGGUGGCCAUCCCUGUUUUCUCACCUCUCAGGACAUCCACCUGGGAGUGAAUGAGAGUCGCACAGACACAGCUAGGGUUCUCUCAGGACUCUGUGAUAUUGUCUUGGCACGAGUGUACAGCCACUCCACACUGGAGGAGCUGGAUAAGGAGGCCUCCAUCCCCAUCAUUAACGGUCUGUCUGACCUCUACCAUCCAAUCCAGAUUCUGGCUGACUUCCUCACUUUACAGGAGCAUUAUGGGUCCCUUAGUGGACUAACUUUGAGCUGGAUUGGAGAUGGGAACAACGUCCUCCACUCCUUCAUGAUGACAGCAGCUAAACUGGGAGUUCAUCUUAAGAUUGCUACUCCAAAGGGGUAUGAGCCAGAUAGGAGUGUUAUUCAAGAGGCACAAAGACUCUCCAAAGAGCAUGGGACCCAGCUUGUUCUGACCUCUGACCCAAUGGAGGCCGCCCACGGCAGCAAUGUUUUGGUCACCGACACCUGGGUCAGCAUGGGACAGGAGGAGGAGAAGAAAAAGAGGCUCAAAGACUUUAAAGGUUACCAGAUUACAAUGCAGACAGGAAGUGUGGCUAAACCAGACUGGACCUUCCUGCAUUGUCUCCCCCGGAAAACGGAGGAGGUGGAUGACCAGGUAUUCUACUCAUCCCGCUCCCUCGUCUUCCCAGAGGCAGAGAAUAGAAAGUGGACAAUCAUGGGUUUGAUGGUGUCUCUUUUGACUGACUACACUCCACAGAUCCCCAUGCUCAAGUUUUAAUUUCAGGUCAUAAGGUGGAGUUUUACUUGUAUGACAGUCCUACGGCAGGUGCCUCUGCAUAUUUCAGUGUCAGAUUUCACUCAUCCAUGCCACCAUAACAACAUGGUUACCCCAAAUUAAUUGUGUUUACAAGAAGGAGAAGAAGGUUCAUUUGACUGAACAGUAGAAAUGUCUGAUGAAUCAAUUGCAGUCUUCCCAUUUAUCCUCGACUUACUACUACAGUAUUUCAAAUAUUUUAAAUGUGUUAAUCCUGUUUCAUGUAAAAGGACUUGAAGACGACAUAUGAAAUGUGAUUGCAUUAUUCUAUUCAAGGCAUUGUAUUAAAUUACUGUUGUCACGGACGGUUAUCAAUUUCAAACUAAUAAAAAACUUGACUAAUGCACCGAAGACAGCAGAACAGCAAAAACUUCCCGUUCAGCAAGGGCUUUGUGAGAGAAACAUCAUCGUCAGACAAGCAAUGAUCGCUAGCCAAUCGUAGGCAGAGUAGGAUGAGUCAUGCUUUUGCUAUAGUGGGAUUCAUAAAUUAAAUUACACAAAAACAAAAAGUGUAUACACAAUAAAAUGUUAAUCUUUUUAUUAUAUUUAUUUUUUAUUUUUUAUUGUUUGUGUUGUUUUUUUUCUGAUAUAUUUUCACUCAGGCUCUAUAAUUUGAUUGUACCCUCCAUUUAAAUUGUUUAACACUUUUGUUAUGAAAAAUGGAGGGGAAAAAAAGGACUUUUAUAUUUGUUGAAAUAAAGCUUUGAAUUUGA